AUGUCCUCAACAACAGUCAUAGUCGGCGCCGGCAUCGUCGGCUCUGCUCUCGCCCACUUCCUCUCGUCCUCAUCCUCUCGCCGUAAAAUAAUCUUGAUAGACCACUCCCUAUCCCCCCUCCAAGGCUCAACAGCCCACGCACCAGGCUACAUAGGCCAAUUCAACGAAUCCUCCACUCUUACUCGCCUCGCGAUCGACAGCGUGACCGAAUACGCCAAAAUUCCCAAUGGAUUCGAAUUACUUGGUGGAAUUGAAGCUGUCGCAACGCAAGAAGCGGUUUCGAGAUUGCAGGCUAGAUGCGACAUGGCUGUUCAGAGAGGUUUACCGGCGAGUAUGAUUACGCCCGCGCAGGCGGCGGGUUUGGCGCCGGAUUUGGUCAGACAGGACGAUAUACAAGCUGCGCUGUAUUUUGCGACGGAUGGGGUUGCGAAUGCGACUGUUAUAACGUCUUUUUAUCAGCAAGAGGCGAGGAGGAAGGGAGUUGAAUUUGUGGAGGGAGUUGUUGGUGGUAUCAGAUAUGGUGAAAUUGGGGAAGUGGUUGGUGUGGAAGUUGAAGAGGUUGUAGAGGACAAAAAAGCAGAAGGAAUCGACGACCAGCGUGCGACAAGGAUCAAGAUCAAGAGAGUUGUCGAAACAGACACGCUGAUCCUAGMAACCGGGAUAUGGACACAAGACCUCUGCGCAGAGCUGGAUAUCCCCAUCCCCAUCAUUCCCGUUGCGCAUCCAUACAUGUACAUCAAACACGACCGUUCAAACGACGACGACGCUUCAACGAAAAGCAUCUCAUCCCCUCGCUCAGCAUCAUUGCGCUCUCCCUUGGGAUCGCCUUUAUCGUCAUCGUCCUCACCAAACGCCAAUCGAAAAUCACCUCUCUCCCCAAGACUAAACGACAAACCAAGCCCCUGGAUCCGCUACCCAGAACAUCAAGUUUAUGCCCGCGACCAUGGACCCUUUUACGGCGUCGGGACCUACGACCAUGGUCCAGCUAUGUGCUGUGAGCCGAACGACCACGUCGCUAUUGGGCCUUGGCAGGAUGAGGUAUUCAACGCUGCCUUGGAGAGAGCAAAAACMCUCUUGCCGAUUCUAGCCACUCUCGAAGGUGGCAAGAAGGACUCGCCGAUGGCGGGAGGGUUGAGUGCAAUGCCGGAGACGAAGUUCAAUGGUCUUUUUGCAAUGACGCCUGACAAUUUACCGUUAGCUGGAAAGGUGGAUGAGCGAAAGGGGCUGUUCCUGUGUGCGGCUGUAUGGGUUACGCAUGCAGCUGGUGUGGCUAAAUUUGUUGCUGGAUUAGUUGAUCGCGAAAAUCACAAUGAGGAAAGAGGAAACCUGGAUGAUGCUGUUCGAGACUUGGAUCCUGGGAGGUUUCAGGGUAGAGAUUGGGAGGUUUUGAAGGAGCAGUCUUUGAAGGGAUAUAGUCAGAUUUAUCAUACUGGCGAAAAUUGA
Molecule: messenger RNA, 1443 nt
Organism: Talaromyces amestolkiae
Lineage: Eukaryota; Fungi; Ascomycota; Eurotiomycetes; Eurotiales; Trichocomaceae
Exons: 1
Coding region: 1-1443 (480 amino acids)
Cellular component (GO): cytoplasm
Molecular function (GO): oxidoreductase activity
Source: RefSeq, a predicted model, not a curated record